AUGACUGGACACACAGUGGUGUGUUAUGCCUUCAACACAGACGAACAGACACAGGCAACACGACGUCCGGCACUCAACAUACAACAUAUCCCUGCCAUUUUGGUAUCACCGAUCGAUGACCCAUACGUCAUCACUGAAGGUCAAAAGAAUGUGACCUUGACAUGCGUGACUACCUCCGCUAACCCCCGUGUCACGUCCCUGGUUUGGACAAGAGAAGCUUCAAUGGUAUCCGACAGCGGUGUUUACAGACUCCCCGUCAUCACACAGGACCAUGCUGGGGUAUACACGUGCUCUGCAAUGAAUGCCAUCGGUACCACGACGUCAAAUAUCACCCUGAAAGUUUUAACGUCACCACCCUCACCAAACAUCGUUGGAUUUACGGAUGUGACGUCAUCAACACUCACUGUGAAAUGGACACCUAGCGACAAGGGAGCUAUGACCAACAUAUUUAAUAUCACCCACGGAUGUAAAGGCUGUUCUGUAUUAGGAUCAGCUGCUGUUGACCUGACGGAUGAAGACAUCUAUUCAUAUACCUUAACCAACUUAGUCCCUAAAUCCCAGUACUAUGUAAAUAUUAAAGCGAUCAACAUGGCCGGGACAAGCAGUCCUUUGGAACUCAUAGUAUCAACAUCCCCAGCUGACACGUGCCGUUCUCCGUUGGAAUACGCCAGUUCUGGAUCUACAGCUUUAUUAGUAGUUGGUGUGAUCCUUCUCCUGAUUGCAGCAGCAGUUUUUGGAAUUUCUGGUUUUCUGUACAAAAAGUCACGAUCAUUUUCACGAUCGAAAAACCAAAAUGAGAAGUCAGUUGUUUUCAGCAGUGUGCGAGAAUCAAUAGAAGAUAAACCUGAAGCAAGUAUGAAUUGCAGAUCACAUUACCAGGAGUUAGAUCCGAGUGACAUGAACCGUCCAUCUCCAUAUGAAAGCCUUCCGAAGGGAAAUAAAGAAGCGGUUAUUGAAGGUGCGAGAAAAAACUCCCUGAGGAUAGCCGGACUUGAAGACAUUUCCCCGAAAGUGACAGCAGAAGAAUGUGUUGAAAAGAUCGUGACUUUCGUUAACGACAAACUGAAUGUAUCGUUGUGUAGUGAGGAUAUUGACGUUGCGCACAGACUGGGAAAAUUUUCCAAAACAAAACCACGAAACGUCAUUGUUAAAUUUGUCAGAAGACGUAAGAGACAUCAAAUUAUCAAAUCCAGAAGGAAGCUGAAGGGAACCGGAUAUACUGUGUCUGAGGACUUGACAAGACUAAACCAGCAAAAGGUACGAGAUGCCUACUCCUUGGACUAUGUUAAAAACUCUUAUAGUCUGGACGGAAAACUUUUCGUUGUGUUAGAUAACGGUGUGAAACGUUGUAUUUCCAUAGACACCCCGCUCUAUGAGGAUUUCCUCAAGUGUGAUGAGAAUUUUGGCCGUACAAGAGACUAG
Molecule: messenger RNA, 1422 nt
Organism: Ylistrum balloti
Lineage: Eukaryota; Metazoa; Mollusca; Bivalvia; Pectinida; Pectinidae
Product: sialoadhesin-like
Exons: 10
Coding region: 1-1422 (473 amino acids)
Biological process (GO): cell-cell adhesion
Molecular function (GO): protein binding
Source: RefSeq, a predicted model, not a curated record